AUGCGGCCGGACAUAUCCUCAGCCCGCCUUUGAGGUCCAAUGCGCAAACGCCCACAAUGCUCAUGAAAUUCCUUCAGGCGUAAGUCUCCGCUUGCGCUUGUGGCGGCGUUUGGUGAGCUGGACACGUGUGAUGUACGUCGGAAUGGAAACAUGAGGUUUUCUGGUUCGAUAAGUCGUGGAUAUAAAAAACCCUUUGAGUGACUCUUCCAGUAUCGAAGACAAACGGUUAUUCGAACUUUUUUGGAAUUUUAACUGUAUUGUGUCUUGUUCAGACAUUCAGUAAUCCAUGUGACUUUAAAUUAUGAGGACAUGGAAGGAAUUUAGCCGGUUAUACAUCCUUAUAGAAUUAUGUCAGAUUAUCCAAACUAAAAAUUGUGUAUAUCAAAUCUUCAGUCAGCGAACAAAGCAUUGUUCAAUAUUCGUUUAUCCACCUUUGAAUUACUUGAUGAAAUACGAAUCUAUCCGCAACCUUUUCAAAAUCCCUGCGUUUAAUAUUCGCGCCUGCAGAAUCCUACGUUGCUGGUGAAGAACAAAAAAUGUUUCCGCUAAUGCGCGGAGUGAUGAAACAUUCUUCUAGCUAGCUAUCUAACCGGUAACCUUAAAGAUUCUGCAGCUGCAAGUUUGUCGUUUUUUAGUGAAUGCACUCGACUCUCCGUAGCAGCACAACACUAGAUGAGUGUUGACUCAAAUUUGAUUGAGAAUUAGUGUACUUAAUUCAAAUACCAUAGAAAAAAUUCUAUAGUCGUGCCAAAAGAAGCCAUGUGGAGCAGUAACAUGUUCGAGCUAAAAUCGGUCACUGCAGAACGGCCGCAUUGGUAUUGUUCUCUGAAAAGGAAAAUCUUAAAACUGUGUCAACCGAAUAAAUUCAUUAAAACACAAUAUCACGAGUUUGUUUCCGAAAGAUAUACAACACCCCUGAUGACACCUUGGCACUACCUCUCAAGUGUAUACUAUUGAUGAGUGCAUACUCCUGCCAAAGUUUUAUUCUGCUAAAAUAAAGUGCAGUGUCAGAGCCCUUUACCAUUGGAUUAGACAGGAUCAGGUCCAUAAAAAUAGGAUUGUAGGGAUCAUGUCAUAAACAGAAGCUUUGUUCGUGUCGAGCAACCACUUGAUUCAACGUCUCGUGUAUAACAAUAUUAUCUUCGACCUGCUUGGCCAGCAUCCAAAAAGACUACCACUGGUUUGCAACAUUACCAUAUGCUCAACUUUCGCAGCAUGCUGAUUUUUAUAAUUACAAGCUUUCUUAUAUUUGACCCUACACUUGGUCUUCGCUUAUCUGUUCUCAGCAUUAGGAUUAUAAACUGUUUUCACAUCAUACCUGUAUGUUUAAUUUGCUGAUCGGUUGUAGCUUGAAAACAUACACAAUCCAUGGGAUUUGACAAACUAAAUUUUUGAUCUAAUUCAAGUUAGUCAAACCAGCUCAUUCAUAUUGUAUACCAAGAAAAGCUCAUGUUCCUCAAUUUUGACGUAUAUGCAACUAAUUAAUGUCCAGGCUUUGGAGAGCAAAAGAUCACUAACUGCAGCUUUGCUUGUGGUGUUAACACUGGAUUCCAUAGAAUGAAUCAUUCAUGUGCCAUAAAAGAUACAUUUCUGGUAAAUCAGAUCUGAUAAUGAGAGUUAAGGUUGAUUCUGACUAUACAUUCCGUUUCCAUUCCGUAACCGUUCCGUAAAUUAUUGAAAUUAUAUUCGCCUUCGCUUAAAGCAGGUUAUUGCGUGUGUAUGCACAUUAUCCGUAAGGUAUACUGUGUAUACAAUCACAUUGUACGGAACCUUUACGAAACUGAUAUGGAAUGGAAACGCACUGUAUAGUGAGAAUUAACCUUUAUUCUACCUUUCAACUUCACUAUACUGUCUCUUACUAGAUCACAGUACCUAUGGAGAGCAGAUUACCAGUAAAGAGACAUUUUGUUUUUUCUUUGGACUAUCAGUUUUCAUGGAGCGCGUUUUGCCAAGGUCCAGCGAUGGAGCGCUUUUAGACUGCACAGCACUAGAGUUCCGCCCACGGUUGUAGGUGGUCACUUCAAAAUACCUCACGAAACAAGAAAGUACCUAGUAUACUAUGGUACCAUGUGCGUAGUCCAGUUUCCCUAAGGAAAAUUGCAAACUGCGCAAGCUGAUCCGUAACGCAUCUGCUAUUCGUUCUUGCUUACAAACAUGAAUCGGAUGAUAGAGGACCAUUGUUUUCACUCACUCGCUGAAAAUUCUUCUAACACUUCUACUUUGUACUUGUAUCUUGAGGCACUACCAUGUUUUAUAUGGAAAGUCAACAUGGGUAAACACUAAUUACACGUUCAUGACAAGUUGUCACACUGACAAUGACAGUUGUAAAUUUGAAACACUCAUGCGUUGACAGGAGAAAUCCGCGCAAAGAGGCCAAUUGCAUAUGUGUGAGAUGGAUUUAUGGAAGUAAUUCCUGUAGUCUUACUUUGUCCUACCAAACACAGGUAAAAGACAUAUAGUAGUGGAAUACUUUUGAAAGUUCGUAACAUUUAAUCAACAUACUAUAAAAUCUGGCAGCCAAAUGAAAAGUGUUGUCAAACUGACAAACCUAUCCAAUGACUACUACUAUUUAGCACAACAGCGCUGCUUCGCUGGACCGCUUCACGUUGGUUGAACGCACUUGUAGAUUAAUUAUUACAUUUGAAAAAUACGGCUUUCCAACUUUGCCCAAGUGGUACAGAUUCUUGUUUUUCUUAAAGCAAUAACCCAUGAUAUAAAUAUUUUAAUAUCAUCAAGUAUGUGUGUGCCUAAAAAUUCUAGAUGCAUUCAUUAUGAGAUCUUUAACGCUAUGAUCAUGUGUGUAUUUGAUUUUCUCAUCAUCACUCUGCUGACUAACAUAAACUGCUUGGUGUUACGUGUGUCUGUAUUUAACAUAUAGGUUGGGUCUCCGCUUUAUGUGUCUAACGUGACCUCGGACCAAUCCGCGGAGGUCAUAUCCGCCUACCAAUCAAAAGGAGUGAUUGUUUACGGUGAGGUGGAAGCAUCAUCCGUUGCGGUUGUCGGUCAAAGCAACAAUCCUAAUCUGCUGACGUCACCACCAAUUCGAUCAUCUCCUCAAGCUCAAACUAAUUUACUAAGCUUCUUAGCAUCGGACAUUCUUCAAGUAACAGGCAGUGACAACUGCACGUUCAACCAGUCACAAAAAGCUUUAGGAAAGAACGACUUCAGAAAAAUCCCCAACGGUGUGAAUGGCGUAGAAGACAGAAUGUCUGUGAUUUGGGAGAAAGGCGUUCAUGCUGGUAUCAUUGACCCCAGCAGAUUCGUAGCUAUUACCAGCACAAAUGCCGCGAAGAUUUACAAUCUGUUCCCCAGGAAAGGUGUGAUUGCGGUUGGAUCUGAUGCUGAUAUUGUCAUAUGGAAUGCUAACGAGACUAGAACGAUAUCAGCUAAAACUCACCAUCAAGCUGUGGACUUCAAUGUCUUCGAGGGCAUGACUUGUCAUGGUGUUCCGGAGUACGUCAUAGUUAACGGCAGAGUAUGCGUCGACGAAGGCCAACUCAGAGUGGCCGAGGGCCAUGGAAGGUUUAUCGAAACCCCAGUGUUUCCACCCUACGUGUACGAUCCAGAAAAAUACAUCACACUACUCACUGAACAUAAAAAUGGAACAGUGGAACAGAAUACGCAAAACUUCCAAAAGAUCCAUUUGGAGCAGUAUUCAUGUGAAACCCCAACAUUUCCUGAAUCAGUAGUUAACACUCCCUCUUGUAGGGGCGCAAGACCAGAGGGCCAAAGAAAUAUCCAAGAAUCAACAUUUUCAGUUAGUGAAGAACUAGAUGUUGAUAAGAAGACAUCUACCCGAGUGAGACAUCCUCCAGGUGGUAAAUCGUCUGGCUUUUGGUAAAAACAAACUCACAAACCGAUUUUUUACGACCAGUGACGGUAAAAUGCUUUUGAAUGACGCUUUUUAAAUUUUUAAUUGUAUCGGAUGCCGUGAAAUGACUACAAAUGAUAAUCUGUUGCAGUCUGUGUAUCUAAGUUCUCAAUCACCGUAUUCAUGAAAUUAACUUCUGGGGCAUAACUUUUUUAUGAUAGAUUCAGUACAGUUGGGGUUUUAACCUUAAUGACAUGUAAAUCAUAAUGAUGUUAGUGUUGCUUCUAUUUGUUCGGCCCAAAAAUGUAAUUUUAAGAUGUCCAUGGAAAAUCAUCUCUUUUCAACUCGAUUAAAAUGGAUAUUUUAGGAAUAAAACUGCAAAAUCUAUAUUCAUUUGCAUACUGUAUGAGAUAUUGAAAAUAUCAUUUAUGGUUUCUUUAUAUCUUGCGCAAAAGUAUUUGAUCGCCUUGUAGCUUGCAAGCUGGCAGGUAUCUAUGAUUCAGUAUCUUAGAAUUGUGUUGGUCAAAUCGAGACUAAACUAAAAGUAAAACCAACUUGAAUUUUAUUAUUUAUUAAAUUCUGACAAAAAUAAUGUUUUAACUGGUUAGAUACAAAAUAUUAUCAAUGGAAAAGACAGGAUACAUUCUUUAGAUGUCAAAUAGACAAUUGUUUGUGGUGUUUCCAAAUUUGUUUAUAUCGCAUAACUGGUAAAUGGAUUGUUUCAUCCAGUACCGGAUAUAAAUUACUCAUAGACAAGAAUAAAUUGUUACUGUAAUAUAGCAUUGCAAAAUGCUUAAAAACGUCUCUUCUAAUUACUUUUUUCAAGAAAUGCGAAAAUGUAUUAACUGACAUGGUCUUUGAAUGUUAAAUAUCUGUACGUUUGUUUGAAAUAUUAGCACAAGUUUUGUUUAUGAGUGUAUAUUUAGCUAACUGCUAUAUCGUUGUUCAUAAAAGUAUCAUUACAUUGUUACCAUAUGAAUUAAGUUUAAAGAAGGUAACAAAGUAUAUUUUUUUCUCAUCCAAGUUCCAGCACAUUCAAUGUUUCAUCUAGGUUUCACCACAUUGGACAUGUUUUUGUUACAUUGGAGUUAUAAUUAUGGCUGCCACUUAUUCGGUAUUUAUAGAAAAACAAUGAAAUUCCUAUUUUAUAACUCCACUUUAUGUCGCGUUUCAAACGUUUUCUAGAGCGGCAAAGUAGUCUGCUCUUUACACAAACAAAUUGCUGUACAAGUGCUGGAACUUCAUACAUACUACAUGCCUAUAUUCAAACUUAACUAUUGCAAUACUUUUUGUCACUGUACCUGUUAAUUUUUAUUUAUUUGUAGAAUAGUUUUAUUUACACUUGGUCUGCUUAUACUACUUUUGAAAGGCCAGUUUGUUAUUUAUUGUUAAGUUGCAAAUAAUGACUACUGUCAGAACAAGACAUAUGCAGCUCUAAAACGGAAAUAAGCAAUUAUGCAUGCAAACGUUUAGACUGAAUCAUUAUACUUUUCGGUUUUUAAUGUAAUAUGAGGAAGGCACGCAGGUAUUUCAUUGAAUAUUAGUGUUUGUAUUGUAUUCUUUUGAAACUUAAUAAAAAAUAUCUGAAAGUAGGC
Messenger RNA from Acanthoscelides obtectus, 5406 nucleotides. The record is from the annotation of a GenBank genome assembly. Lineage: Eukaryota; Metazoa; Arthropoda; Insecta; Coleoptera; Chrysomelidae.